CUCAACGAUGACGGCGCAAAUCGCGAGCAGACACGCGGCUUCUUGCAUCGUUCUUGCACCGUUGCAUCGCAAAACGUGUGAUCGCCUUAAUAACCGAUUUAAAGAGGAGCCGCAACGUCCGUAUCAACUCAGGACAACAUUUGGGGCGAAAUCGUAAAAGUAUGAAGUGCCUGUUGACGAUCGUCGUUCUCGUGGCUAUUGCCCCGUCCAUUAAGGCGGAAACAUUCAAAGUCACAGAUCAAAUAUACUUCGAUAUCAUGAUUGAUAACCAUCCAGUUGGCAGAAUUGUUAUUGGCCUAUUCGGCGAUAUUGCGCCGAAAACAGUAAAGAACUUUAUCACUUUCGCCACCACUGGUGUAGCUGGAAAGAAAUAUACGGGAACGAAAUUCCAUCGCGUGAUAAAAAAGUUCAUGAUUCAAGGUGGUGACGUCGAAAAUGGCGACGGUACCGGUUCGCUUAGUGUUUAUGGCAAAUAUUUCGACGAUGAGACUUUUGAAGUGAAACACAGCGGGCCAUUGUUCGUCAGCAUGGCAAAUGCUGGAAAAAACACCAACGGUUGCCAAUUUUUUAUUACUACUAUAGCAACACCUUGGCUAGACGAUCACCAUACAGUAUUUGGGAAAGUGGUUAACGGCGAAGCUGUGGUCUUCAAGAUCGAACAGACCAAAACGGAUAGCGAUGACAUUCCACUCGUUCCCGUAAUAAUCUACGACAGCGGAAUUCUACCAACGGAGCCAUUUACCAUAUCAGAUAAUCCUUACGAUGCAUGGGCGUGGAUUAAGGCGACCUGCGUACCGUUGGGAUUUAGCUUCUCGAUACUCGCGGUCUUUCAUUACAUGAUGAAACAGCUGGACGUCUAAAGGCGAUCAAUCUCGAGAUAAAAGACUGAUUUUAAAUAACAAAUUUAUGCCUUAACUUCUAUUCUAGAUUUCAUAUUUAUUUUUCUACGUAGAACUGUGAUGAAUUGUACGCUACUUAAGUAUAUUAUUCUUAUAAAAGAAUUUGUAUUGCGUGUAGAACUGACACACAACGUAGCGCGAUUUGCUUCGAUAAGACGAGGAGCAUCAAGCGCCAUCUCCUUGAAGACCGCGAUAACAGCAUUCAAAAAUUGCUCCAUUUACUUUUCGCAAUAAAUUAAUAAAAUACAAAAACUAUA
Messenger RNA from Vollenhovia emeryi, 1156 nucleotides. RefSeq names its product peptidyl-prolyl cis-trans isomerase 6 (gene ninaA). Lineage: Eukaryota; Metazoa; Arthropoda; Insecta; Hymenoptera; Formicidae. Bases 162 to 860 code for a protein of 232 amino acids. Gene Ontology annotation, molecular function: peptidyl-prolyl cis-trans isomerase activity. Gene Ontology annotation, cellular component: intracellular membrane-bounded organelle. The transcript has 5 exons. Gene Ontology annotation, biological process: protein folding; protein peptidyl-prolyl isomerization. The record is from RefSeq and is a predicted model, not a curated record.